GAUGAAGAACCCGGCGGAGCGGACCGCGCAGGAUCUGGAAAUAGUGUAUUCCUAUUUACAUGGCAUGGAAGCCUUAUCAAACCUGAGGGAACAUCAACUUAGGUUAAUGUGUGAAACUGUGAGAUAUGAAAGACAUGAAGCAAAUGAAGUUUUAUACUAUCCUGAUGACAUUGGGACCUGCUGGUAUAUCCUUCUGUCUGGCUCCGUGUUCAUUAAGGAAUCCAUGUUUCUUCCAAGAAGCAGUUUUGGCAAGCGCUCUGCAGGAAGCUUUAGGCGUGGCUGUGAAUGCAUUGUUUUGGAGCCUUCUGAAAUGAUCGUGGUGGACUAUAUGGAUGAAAAUGAAGAAUAUUUUCAGCGUCAAGCUUCUCAUCGACAGUCUCGAAGGAGAUUUAGAAAAAUUAACCAGAAAGGUGAAAGGCAAACAAUUAUUGACACCGUGGACCCUUAUCCUGUGGGUAAACCACCGUUGCCUCGAGGCUACCACACGGAAUGCACUAAAUCUCAGCUUCCUGCAGAUUUCACAAAACUACACCUCACUGAUAGUCUCCACCCACAGGUGACCCACGUUUCUUCCAGCCACUCAGGAUGUAGUAUCACUAGUGAUUCUGGAAGCAGCAGUCUUUCUGAUAUAUACCAGGCCACAGAAAGUGAGGCCGGUGAUAUGGACCUGAGUGGGUUGCCGGAAACAGCAGUGGAUUCCGAGGACGACGAUGAUGAAGAAGACAUCGAGAGGGCGUCGGACCCUCUGAUGAGCAGGGACAUUGUGCGAGACUGCCUGGAGAAGGACCCCAUUGACAGGACAGAUGAUGACAUUGAACAACUCUUGGAAUUUAUGCACCAGUUGCCUGCCUUUGCCAAUAUGACAAUGUCGGUGAGACGAGAACUCUGUGCUGUAAUGGUAUUUGCAGUGGUGGAAAGAGCCGGGACCAUAGUGUUAAAUGACGGUGAAGAGCUGGAUUCCUGGUCAGUGAUUCUGAAUGGUUCUGUAGAAGUGACUUAUCCAGAUGGAAAAGCAGAAAUAUUAUGCAUGGGAAAUAGUUUUGGUGUCUCUCCUACUAUGGACAAAGAAUAUAUGAAAGGAGUAAUGAGAACAAAGGUGGAUGACUGCCAGUUUGUCUGCAUAGCCCAGCAAGAUUAUUGCCGUAUUCUCAACCAAGUAGAAAAGAACAUGCAAAAGGUGGAGGAGGAAGGAGAAAUUGUUAUGGUGAAAGAACACCGAGAACUUGAUCGAACUGGAACAAGAAAGGGACACAUUGUCAUCAAGGGCACCUCAGAAAGAUUAACAAUGCAUUUGGUGGAAGAGCAUUCGGUGGUGGACCCAACGUUCAUAGAAGACUUCCUGUUGACCUACAGGACUUUUCUUUCUAGCCCAAUGGAAGUGGGCAAAAAGUUAUUGGAGUGGUUCAAUGACCCGAGCCUCAGGGAUAAGGUUACACGGGUAGUAUUAUUGUGGGUAAAUAAUCACUUCAAUGACUUUGAAGGAGACCCUGCGAUGGCUCGAUUUCUAGAAGAAUUUGAAAAUAACCUGGAAAGAGAGAAAAUGGGUGGACAUCUAAGGCUGUUAAAUAUUGCAUGUGCAGCUAAAGCAAAAAGAAGGUUGAUGACAUUAACAAAACCAUCCCGAGAAGCUCCUUUGCCUUUUAUUUUACUUGGAGGCUCAGAGAAGGGAUUUGGGAUCUUUGUGGACAGUGUCGAUUCAGGGAGCAAAGCAACUGAGGCAGGCUUGAAACGAGGGGAUCAGAUAUUAGAAGUAAAUGGUCAAAACUUUGAAAAUAUUCAGCUGUCAAAAGCCAUGGAAAUUCUUAGAAAUAACACACAUUUAUCUAUCACUGUGAAAACCAAUUUAUUUGUAUUUAAAGAACUUCUAACAAGAUUGUCAGAAGAGAAAAGAAAUGGUGCCCCUCACCUUCCUAAAAUUGGAGAUAUCAAAAAGGCCAGUCGCUACUCCAUUCCAGAUCUUGCUGUAGAUGUAGAACAGGUGAUAGGACUUGAAAAGGUAAAUAAAAAAAGUAAAGCCAAUACCGUUGGAGGAAGGAACAAGCUAAAGAAGAUACUUGACAAGACUCGGAUCAGCAUCUUGCCACAGAAACCAUAUAAUGAUAUUGGGAUUGGUCAAUCUCAAGAUGACAGCAUAGUAGGAUUAAGGCAGACAAAGCAUAUCCCAACUGCAUUGCCUGUCAGUGGAACCUUGUCAUCCAGUAAUCCUGAUUUAUUGCAGUCACAUCACCGCAUUUUAGACUUCAGUACCACUCCUGACUUGCCAGAUCAAGUGUUAAGGGUUUUUAAGGCUGAUCAGCAAAGCCGAUACAUCAUGAUCAGCAAGGACACCACGGCAAAGGAAGUGGUCAUUCAGGCCAUCAGGGAGUUUGCAGUGACUGCCACUCCAGAUCAAUAUUCGCUAUGUGAGGUCUCCGUCACACCUGAGGGGGUAAUCAAACAAAGAAGGCUUCCAGAUCAGCUUUCCAAACUUGCUGAUAGGAUACAGCUGAGUGGGAGGUACUACUUGAAAAACAACAUGGAAACGGAAACCCUGUGCUCAGACGAGGACGCGCAGGAGCUGCUGAGGGAGAGCCAGAUCUCCCUGCUGCAGCUCAGCACCGUGGAGGUGGCCACGCAGCUCUCCAUGCGCAACUUCGAGCUCUUCCGCAACAUUGAACCCACGGAGUAUAUAGACGAUUUAUUUAAGCUGAAAUCCAAAGCCAGCUGUGCCAACCUGAAGAGAUUUGAAGAAGUCAUUAACCAGGAAACAUUUUGGGUAGCGUCUGAAAUUCUGAGAGAGACAAACCAGCUGAAGAGAAUGAAGAUCAUUAAGCAUUUCAUCAAGAUCGCUCUGCACUGUAGGGAAUGCAAGAAUUUUAACUCAAUGUUUGCAAUCAUCAGUGGCCUAAACCUGGCACCAGUUGCAAGAUUGCGAACCACCUGGGAAAAACUUCCCAAUAAAUAUGAAAAGCUAUUUCAAGAUCUCCAAGACCUAUUUGAUCCUUCCAGAAACAUGGCAAAAUAUCGCAAUGUCCUCAAUAGUCAAAACCUGCAGCCUCCCAUAAUCCCUCUCUUCCCAGUUAUCAAGAAGGAUCUCACGUUCCUUCAUGAAGGAAAUGACUCGAAAGUUGACGGGCUUGUCAAUUUUGAGAAGCUAAGGAUGAUUGCAAAAGAAAUUCGUCAUGUUGGCCGAAUGGCUUCGGUUAACAUGGACCCUGCCCUCAUGUUCCGGACUCGGAAGAAGAAGUGGAGGAGUCUGGGGUCCCUCAGCCAGGGUAGUACAAACGCAACGGUGCUAGACGUUGCUCAGACAGGUGGUCAUAAAAAGCGCGUGCGCCGUAGUUCCUUUCUCAAUGCCAAAAAGCUCUACGAAGAUGCCCAGAUGGCUCGCAAAGUGAAGCAGUACCUGUCCAACUUGGAGUUAGAGAUGGAUGAGGAGAGCCUUCAGACACUGUCCCUGCAGUGUGAGCCAGCCACCAACACGCUGCCUAAGAAUCCUGGUGACAAAAAGCCUGUCAAAACUGAGACCUCCCCGGUGGCCCCGAGGGCAGGGUCACAGCAGAAAGCCCAGCCCCAGCCCCAGCCCCAGCCGCCACAACCACCACAUAAAGCCAACCAAGGGCUGCAGGUCCCCGCUGUGUCCCUCUAUCCUUCACGAAAGAAGGUGCCCGUGAAGGACCUUCCACCCUUCGGCAUCAACUCUCCACAAGCUUUAAAGAAAAUUCUUUCUUUGUCUGAAGAAGGCAGUCUGGAGCGUCACAAGAAACAAGCAGAAGAUACGAUAUCAAAUGCAUCUUCACAGCUUUCUUCUCCUCCCACUUCUCCUCAAAGUUCUCCAAGGAAAGGUGGCAGUGGCAAUCAGCUGAGAUCUUUUGGCUCCGGGCAGUUGGACUUAACCAGUUCCUCCUCUUCUCUUGGAAGUGAGAACAGUAACAAGAAUAACAAUGCACCUCGGACCUAUGGGAUAGGCUACACCCUGGCUCCCAGCGGUACUGUGGAUAAUUUUUCAGAUUCUGGUCACAGUGAAAUUUCUUCACGAUCCAGCAUUGUCAGCAAUUCUUCCUUUGACUCGGUGCCGGUCUCGCUGCAUGAUGAGAGGCGCCAGAGGCAUUCUGUCAGCAUCGUGGAAGCAAACCUAGGCGUGAGCAGGACGGAGAGGAGGACCCCGAUUGAGCCCGACCAGUACAGCUUAGGGUCCUACGCACCAGUGUCCGAGAGUCGGGGCUUAUACGCUACAGCGACAGUAAUUUCUUCUCCAAGCACAGAGGAGCUGUCCCAAGACCAGGGGGAUCGCGCUUCACUCGAUGCUGCCGACAGUGGCCGUGGGAGUUGGACCUCGUGCUCAAGUGGUUCCCAUGAUAAUAUACAGACCAUCCAGCACCAGAGAAGCUGGGAGACACUUCCAUUAGGGCACACUCACUUUGAUUAUUCAGGAGAUCCUGCAAGUGUAUGGGCCUCAAGCAGCCAUAUGGACCAAAUCAUGUUUUCUGAUCAUAGCACAAAAUAUAACAGGCAAAAUCAAAGUAGAGAGAGUCUUGAACAAGCCCAGUCUCGGGCAAGCUGGGCCUCUUCCACAGGCUACUGGGGAGAAGACUCAGAAGGUGACACAGGGACAAUAAAGCGAAGGGGUGGCAAAGAUGUUUCCAUUGAAGCCGAAAGCAGCAGCAUGCCGUCUGUGACCACAGAGGAAACCAAGCCUGUCCCCAUGCCUGCCCAUAUAGCUGUGACAUCAACUACUGCAAAGGGACUUAUUGCGCGAAAGGAGGGCAGGUAUCGAGAGCCCCCGCCCACCCCUCCAGGCUACAUCGGAAUCCCCAUCACCGACUUCCCAGAAGGACAUCCCCAUCCCGCCAGGAAGCCCCCGGACUACAACGUGGCGCUGCAGCGAUCCCGGAUGCUGGCCCGGCCCUCGGACCCCCAGUGGCACAAGCCCAGCGAGUGCGACCCGCGCCUCGCCCCCUAUCAGACCCAGGGGUUUUCCACCGAGGAGGACGAAGAUGAACAAGUAUCUGCUGUUUGAGGCACAGGCUUUUCUGGAUCCAGAGUGAGCCACCUGCAAGGAGAGCACAAGAAGACGUCCCUAGCAUCGGAGCCUUGGAACUCACAUUCUGAGGAUGGUGGACCAGUUUGCCUCCUUCCCUGCCUUAAAAGCAGCAUGGGGCUUCUUCUCCCCUUCUUCCUUUCCCCUUUGCAUGUGAAAUACUGUGAAGAAAUUGCCCUGGCACUUUUCAGACUUUGUUGCUUGAAAUGCACAGUGCAGCAAUCUUCAAGUUCCCACUGUUGCUGCCUGCCACAUCACACAGUAUCAUUCCAAAUUCCAAGAUCAUCACAACAAGAUGAUUCACCCUGGCUGCACUUCUCAAUGCCUGGAAGGAUUUUUUUAAAUCUUCCUUUUAGAUUUCAAUCCAGUCCUAGCACUUGGUCUCAUUGUGGUAAUGAGAAAAGCUAGCCAUUGAACUUCUCGGGGCCUUUAACCCACCAAGGAAGACAAAGGAAAACAAUGAAAUCCUUUGAGUACAGUGCUUGUCCACUUGUUUACAAUGUCCUCCUUUCUUUUUUUCUUUUUUUUUUUAAAUGAAUUUAAAGAUUGUGUUCAGAGAGUAAAUGUUAUAUCCAUUUAAUAAGUACAGUAUUAUUUUGAACCUUUAAGUAGGGUUGUUGCCAGCCUGGGUUUCUAAAAAACCAAAUAUGCCGGACAGGGUGUGGUCACACCAAGAAGAAGGGAAGACCUGGCUUGUGACCCUGUCUUCCCGUGUCCUUCAGGCCUCACCUGUGAAGUGCCCUAUCCUGGAGAAGUAUAAACUGUUAGCCAAUUACUCAGAUACCGAGACACCCAUCCACUCCUUCCCCAGUGGGUGGGGUUCUUCUGUAAAACUGUUUGCACAUGGCCAGGGGAGGGAAAUGGGACUCUUGUGUCCUGUGUCUGAGCCUUAUGGAGUGCAGGACAGUGUCAUUUGAGGGUGUGUCCUGCUCCAUUGAGAUGGAUGGCAAACCCCUUUUUUUAUUUUUAAGUUAUGUUUCUUUGAUUUUUGUUAAUUUAGUUUUAGGGAUUUUCCUUUGUUUUUCAAGAGAAACGUUUAUAACUGGAUAGCAUUGCAGUGAAAGCAGCUUGGGAUGUUGGAGCUAAUGCCAGCUGUUAAUACUGCUCUUUCAGGACAGCCUCCUUUUACUGAAUUGGCAUUAGGGAAUAAACAAGCCUUUAACAUGGUCAAAGAUCAAAAGAUCCAAAACCUGGUGAGAUGCGCCAGCCUUUGCCAGGUGGGUUAGUCACCAAAGACUAGCCUGGAAGUGGCUUAAUGGACGGAUGGGUAGAGAAGACCUAAGUGUAGCAACCACCUGCUCACAGCUGCUAUUAACCCUAUAAUGACUGAAAUGACCCCUCCACUCUAUAUUUUUGUGUUGUUUUUGCACAGACUCCGGAAAAGUGAAGGCUGCCAAUCCGAGUAGUACUCAAAUGUGAGGAACUGCUGGUCUUGGAUUUUUUUUCCAUUAAAUUCAGCUGAUCAUAUUGAUCAGUAGAUAAACGUAAAUAGCUUCAAAUUUUAAAAAAGUCGAAAUGCAGUGUUUUUUCACUGUAUCAAACAAUGUCAGUGCUUUAUUUAAUAAUUCUCUUCUGUCUCAUGGCAUUUGUCUACUUGCUUAUAUAUUACAUUGUCAAUUAAGCAUUUGUAAUUUUACAUGUAAUAUGCAUUAUUUGCCAGUUUUAUUAUAUAGGCUAUGGACCUCAUGUGCAUAUAGAAAGACAGAAAUCUAGCUCUACCACAAGUUGCACAAAUGUUAUCUAAGCAUUAAGUAAUUGUAGAACAUAGGACUGCUAAUCUCAGUUCGCUCUGUGAUGUCACGUGCAGAAUGUACAAUUAACUGGUGAUUUCCUCAUACUUUUGAUACUACUUGUACCUGUAUGUCUUUUAGAAAGACAUUGGUGGAGUCUGUAUCCCUUUUGUAUUUUUAAUACAAUAAUUGUACAUAUUGGUUAUAUUUUUGUUGAAGAUGGUAGAAAUGUACUAUGUUUAUGCUUCUACAUCCAGUUUGUAUAAGCUGGAAAAUAAAUAAAUAUAACAUAAA
Messenger RNA from Miniopterus natalensis, 7044 nucleotides. Lineage: Eukaryota; Metazoa; Chordata; Mammalia; Chiroptera; Miniopteridae. The record is from RefSeq and is a predicted model, not a curated record.